CGGGCAUUGUUGUUAUCAGCCUGAUGGAUUCGCCCUCCCGCUCCCUCGUAAUGGGCAUUUGAUGUGGAGCAGCUGAUGUGGGUCUCAGUCAUGAGUUGUUCGCUGCGCUAUCCACUUCUAUUGCUCGCCUGCUGGAUUACCGCUGGCGUCCAGGGCAGUCGCAUUUUGUGCCUCUCUGUGGGCGUGCAUCGAUCCCAGCUGCUGGUCCAUUUGGCGGUGGCCCGGGUGCUGCUCCAGCGUGGCCAUCAGCUGACUCUGGUAACCAGCCAGCCCUUGGAGAGGGAGUGGCUGACGGCGAAUGUAACUCAUCUGCUGCUGCCCUGGCAGCUGCCCAAGGAGCAGCUGAUCGAGCCUCACGCCAACUUUCUGAGUCGCCUGCAAUGGACACUUGAGAGAUUGGAGAAAUCGGGCGAGCUGCUGGAUCAGCCCGAAUGGCGAGAGUUUAUGGAGCACACUCCAGCAACGCCCUAUGAUCUCAUGCUGCUGGGCUACCAUUUCAAUGAUCAUCUUCUGGGCGUCGCUGCACAUUUCGAUUGCCCGGUGGCCAUUAUCACGACUCAGCAGCCAAUUGGCUUCGUGCACAGCCUGAUGGGCAAUCCAGAGGAGCGCUGGUAUGUGCCGCAGCCCUACGACAGUCGCCAGCGAACGGGACUGGAAGGCUACGUCUUUGGACUGUGGGAGAAGCUGUCGGAGCUGCUAGCCAGGCGCAUCAUGCAGCGCAUUUAUAGUCACAUGGUCAGCGAGGGACCCAUAGGUCCGCUGCUGCCCAGCAUGUUGGACAUUGGGGGCAUCGUUAUGGAGCAGAUGGAGCGAAAGGAGUUAAUCUUACCUCGACGUCCCUUCAUAGUCUUCAGCCUGGGCACGCGCUUUAGCUGGCUCACAAUGCCUGGUGAAGUGGAGAAAGCAUUUGUGGAUGCCUUUGCUCAACUAAAGGAUUAUGAUAUAUACUGGACAUAUGAUGGAGCUAAUGCUAGUGCUAUUCACUUGGCUAACAGUCAUAUCUAUUUGGAGAAAUGGUGGCCACAAGCUCAGCUGUUAGCUCAACCCCUGGCUCGACUCUUCAUCACACAUGGAGGCAAGGGAAGUCUCAGUGAGGCGCUCUACCACGGAGUUCCUAUGCUCGGCCUGCCUCUGCUAGGCGAUCAACGGCCAAAUUUGCGCAAAAUGCAAGCUAAGGGCUGGGGCUUGUCUCUGGAUAUUCACAAUACCAGUCAAGCUGAGUUGUUGUGCUCCAUUGAGAGGCUGCUGAAUGAGAGGCACUUCAGGGAGAGCAUUCACAGAUCUUCAUUGUUGUAUCGUGAUCGUCCUUUGAAUGCCAGCGAUUUGGCUGGGUAUUGGCUGGAAUAUGUGAUUAGGCAUGAGGGUGCACCGCACCUAUCUGGCAGCGCCAGGUACUUGACUUUCUGGCAGCGCCAUCUACUAGACGUUAGACUCGCCGUCUAUGGAACGCUGGGUUUGCUUUGCUGGUUGGCCCUUUGGCUAAAUAGAAAACUCGACUGCAAUCGCUGACUAGCUUUAUCGUUUAAUCGUAAUUUGUAAUAGAUAUUUAUAUAAGUAAGUUUACAUAUAUAUAUAUGGAUUGUAUAUAUAUAGUAAGUAGUUAUAGUUGUAGCUUAAACACGAAACUUAAGUACAAUUGAAUGUUAGUUGGUUUCAAUACUUUUUGUUCGUUUCCGAAAUUUUAGAUAGUGUUCAUUGUGUUUCAGUUCAUACGCCUAGAACCAGAAUUAAUUUAAAUUUAAUUUUUCAAUGUGUUGACUUAAAUUACAAGAUGACUGCAAAUGAAUAGAACGUUUUCUAGAUUUACUUGAAGACUAAAGUGAAUGAACAAGAUUGAAUAAGCUUAAUAGUUCAAUUUAUUAUUUAGAAAGUUUCUAGAAAAAUCAUUCCAGUUGAGUUCAAUCAUGAGAUUGAUGGCACU
Messenger RNA from Drosophila navojoa, 1921 nucleotides. It is a transcript of the gene Ugt307A1, whose product is annotated as UDP-glycosyltransferase family 307 member A1. Gene Ontology annotation, molecular function: UDP-glycosyltransferase activity. The record is from RefSeq and is a predicted model, not a curated record. Lineage: Eukaryota; Metazoa; Arthropoda; Insecta; Diptera; Drosophilidae.